Engraulis encrasicolus (European anchovy) is the source of this 2571-nucleotide messenger RNA. RefSeq names its product B-cell receptor CD22-like. Lineage: Eukaryota; Metazoa; Chordata; Actinopteri; Clupeiformes; Engraulidae. Gene Ontology annotation, cellular component: membrane. The coding region runs from base 1 to 2571 and encodes 856 amino acids. The record is from RefSeq and is a predicted model, not a curated record. Gene Ontology annotation, biological process: cell-cell adhesion. The transcript has 14 exons.
AUGGUUCUUACCUGGCCACCUGGCAGUGACAGAGAUCCUGUUGAUUUGAUGGAAGAUGAUCGCUACAAGGGACGUGUGAACUACACUAGCAGCAGCAAUAACAAGCACACUCUGACCAUAAAACCACUAACGCUCCAAGACGCUGAGGAUUAUCGCUUCAGAAUUUUAACCAAUGUUCCAACUGAGAAGGUUGCAGGACCCAGUCUAUCACUUUCAGUUACAGGUCUGCAGGUGCAGAUUAAUCCUCCAACAGUGAAUGAGGGAUCCAGAGUGACACUGACCUGCAGCACCACCUGCAGUCUGAGUAGCAACCCCACCUACAUCUGGUACAGGAACACACAGGAUGUCACCAGCAAAUAUACAGCUACUGGUAACACCCUGACCAUAGACACAAUAGCAGGGGAGGAUGACGGCCGUUACUCCUGUGCUGUAAGAGGACACGAGGAUCACCCAUCACCUGCUGUGUGUGUUUUUAAAUGCUAUGGUGUGGCGUACAACCCAGAGAGUGUGUGUGCCUUGGAAGGCUCCUCAGUGGAGUUGCACAGCUACUACUCAUACCCUGAUGACCACAUAGUCGUCAAGACAUUUUGGUUUAAAGGGAGGGCGGAAGAAAACAUGGAGCCUGAUGAUUUGAUAGAGGAUGUACACUAUCAGCGGCGAGCAAACUAUACUUUAACUACUGAGAACAUCCACACUCUACGCAUCACAAACCUCAAGAUCAAUGACACUAGUGAUUAUCAAUUCCGAUUUAUAACAAAUGAUCCCGGCGGGAAAUUUGCAGGAGUCGAAGUCCCUCUCUCAGUGACAGGUCUGCAGGUGCUGGUGGAUCCUGCAUCAGUGAAUAAGGGAGACACAGUGACACUGACCUGUAAAACCACCUGCAGUCUGAGUAGCAACCCCACCUACAUCUGGUACAAGAACACACAGCCUGUCACCAACAAACACACAGCUACUGGCAACACCCUGACCAUAAACUCCAUUCAGAAUGAGGAUGCUGGUCGUUACUCCUGUGCUGUAAGAGGACAUGAGGAUCGCCCAUCACCAGCUGUGUAUAACCACACUCUAGGCAUUAGGAACCUGACUAGUGAUGACACCGGAAACUAUAGAUUCAGGUUUGAAACCAAAGAAGGAGGAGGGUGGUCUGGGGUCAAUGUUGCCGUCUCUGUAACAGGUCUACAGGUGCAGAUUAAUCCUGCAUUAGUGAAUGAGGGAUCCACAGUGACACUGACCUGCAUCACCAGCUGCAGUCUGAGUAGCAACCCCACCUACAUCUGGUACAAGAACUCACAGCCUGUCACCUACAAAUACACAGCCACUGGUAACACCCUGACCAUAAACUCAACCACAACUGAAGAUGCAGGUGAUUACUCCUGUGCUGUUGAAGAAUAUGAGAAGCUCCCUUCCCUUGAAAGAACUCUCACCGUCGAAUAUGCACCAAGAAACACCACAGUGUCAGUCAGCCCCGCUGGAGACAUCAAAGAGGGAGACUCAGUGAACCUGACCUGCAACAGUGAUGCCAACCCACCUGUGCACGCAUUCACCUGGUACAAGAGGAAACACCAUCCCGACUGGGUUGCAAAUGGACAAAAUGUCACCAUCACAGCUGAGAUCAGUACUGUAAUGUACUACUGUACGGCAGAAAACACACAGGGAUCCAGUGAUUCCAAUGAUACUUCUCUGGAUGUGCACUAUCAACCUAAAAACACUUCUGUAUCAGUGCAUCCUUCUGCUGAAGUGUUGGAAGGUACUUCAGUGACUCUGACCUGCAGCAGUGAUGCCCACCCACCUGUGGAGAACUACACCUGGUACAAGAAACUCGAGUCCAGUUCUUCCUCUUUGUGGUUACGAGUAGGAGAGAGUUACAACAUCACCAGCAUCACAGCUGAGGACAGCGGCCAUUACUACUGCAGAGCAGAAAACAAAUAUGGGACCAGCAACUCCAGCACUACACAUCUGGAUGUGCUCUACUUCCCCAGGAACACCAGAGUAUCACUCAGCCCCCCUGACAGUGUUAAAGAGGGCGACUCAGUGACUCUGACCUGCAGCAGUGAUGCCAACCCACCUGUGGAGAACUACACCUGGUACAAGACUGCUGGCCGUGUGACCGUUAUCCAGGGAACUUGGAGGGUCCCCAACAUUAACCUCACCCUCAUCCCGGGUCUGGAAGGAUAUUACCAUUGCGAGGCAGGAAACAGGCUCGGAAAGGACAACUCAACCACCGUCCAAGUCCAGUUCUCCAAGCCAGAUCCUGGCUUUGACAAGAUGAUCGUGUUUGCUGUUGUGGGGGCCGUCUGUGCUUUAGCCGUCUUCGUCCUGGUGGCCAUUGUAGCCUGGAGGAUAUCUAUGACCACAUCAAACAAAACUUCAAGCAGCAAAAACAACUAUGCACAGGGGAUGUCCAAUCCUGUAUACAACAAUGACCACAACAAUUGUGAAGACUCCACAGCCUGUUCCAAUGACCAGAGUGUCACAGCACGCUGUGGUGUUGGUGACAAUGACAAGGAUGUCGAUGCUGUCCAGUAUUCCACCGUUAAGUUCAUUAAGGUGAGGCCGAGGAGCAAGUGUCACUGA